GAUUACUCAGUGAACGAGCAAUAUGGCGAAAAAAUGAGGUACACCCACGAAGUACUGGACUGAAACUGAUUUAUCAUUUUCCUAGUCCCUUCGCCUUGUUCACCUUCGCCCACGUAUCUAUUAUGAGUAAGACUUGUUCCUAGAAGAUUCUAGUUCUUUGUGUUGAUUUUGUUGGUUCUGAAGGUGUCACUACACAACCAUUGAAGAUUAGAUAGCAUUAGUGGCUGAGGACAGUACCUUUUUCACUGUAUAGAAAGUGAAAGAUCAGUACAACUCCUUCCACUUUCUUGUUCAUUUGCUUUUUCUUUUUUAGUUUUUCUCCACAAGGAGAGCAAAAAUUAGCCCAAGAUGGCGUAUCAUUCGUGGCCUGAGUUUGACUCCAUGCGCGAUGAGAAGACCGCGAAGCGUCAGCGCACGGAGCAACAGGGUUUUAUGGGCAACAAGAAGGCACAAGUCCUCAACAAAAACGCUGCCGAACAGCAGAUUACAGCCGAACAGCUGAUUCGAGAAGCGACAGAGAGAGCCAAUGUGAUCCAUAUAGAGCCUAAGCAGGACAUCAUCGGUGAAGAUGAGCUGCAAGCGUAUCAGGGGAGGAAGAGAAAGGAGUUCGAGAAUGCGCUGAGGAUGAACAAGAAUAAUAUGGGUACCACUUCUGCUAGAACUGUGAGAGUUCGGAUCAUAAUUGGUGAUUAGAUGAUGAUGAUUAUAGUCGUGGAGUUUACGUGGCACCAUCCAUCUAUUCGUGAUGAAUCCUGCCAAGAAUUCGAAUUCAGUAUAUUUAUAUCUUCCCCACAUCAAAAUCAAAAACGAAAAUCUGAUCCUCCUACACAUUCCAGGUACCUGGACUAAAUACGCUACUUUUGAGGCGUCCAUGAAGGAGUAUGCGAGAGCAAGGAAUGUUUUCGAGCGUGCGUUGCAGGUCGAAAUGCACAAUACACCUCUGUGGCUGAAAUACAUCACAUUUGAGCAGAAGGAAGGUUUCGUAAACCACGCAAGAAAUUUGUUCGAUCGAGUGACGCUGCAUUUGCCAAGAGUAGACCAGUUUUGGUACAAAUACGCUUAUAUGGAGGAGCUGUUAGGGAAUUUUAGCGGUGCAAGAGCAAUAUUCGAAAGGUGGAUGGAAUAUGAGCCGGAAGAUAAUGUACUUACUUCAUUUUGUCUUUGAUUUUGUGUAGUGCUAUGAUCAACUGCACAUUUUUAAUCUCCCUCACUUCAUACCAUGGCAGCAAACUAGUACUGGAAACUACAUUUUUUACACCGAUUUAGCUGGGCCGCUGAAAUCUGCAUCGUGGUCUUCCUUGAGAAUAUAAUUCUCCAACACAAAUAACCUUAACCACCUGCAGGGCUGGACCUCCUUCGUGAAAUUCGAGGAACGGUGCGGUGAGAUCGACCGUGGUCGCCGCGUCAUGGAGCGAUAUGUUAGUUGCCACUGUACACAAGCAGCCUUCACACGUAUGUGCAAGUUCGAAGAGCGGCAUGGCAACGUAGCGCGAACCAGAUCUGCCUAUGAGAAAGCAAUAGAGCUGCUGGAAACCGAGCUAGACGAGAAGUUCUGGAUCGCUUUCGCGCAGUUUGAGGUAAGACAGGGGGAGCACGUGCGAGCACGAGCAAUAUUCAAGGCAGCAUUGGAACAAAUACCGAAAGACAGAGCAGAAGAAUUGUAUCAAAAGUACGUGAAUUUCGAAAAGAUUCACGGUGGACAAGAAGAAAUCGAAGACGUAGUGAUGCAGAAGAGAAGGUACAACUGCUAUUUGGAGCUUUUAUGCCUACAAUUGAGUCGACGAGGACAUUAGAAGUAUUCAUAUUCUAGUGGUAGUGACGACGAAAAAACAAUGAUGAAACACAUGGCAUUGCAGAGCUACUUCUUUAGGAAGCGAUUCCAAGAAGAAUGCUUUGAAGAAAAACUCUCACGUUCCUUGCUGAUACAAUCUUGGAAAUGACUGCAACUUCUUGUUGUCAAUCAAGGUCCUUCGUCGUUCCAUGAAAAAGAAAUUCUCAUUUACUUCUCCCCCCACGACCCUUGUCCCAGGUUCGCCUACGAGGAAACGCUAAAAGACAAACCUCGCGACUACGAUACUUGGUUCGAUUAUUUGCGUCUCGAGGAACAAGGUGGUGACAUUGGCGCGGUCCGCGAGCUCUAUGAGCGCGCUAUUGCGCAGUUUCCGCCUAUUCAGCAGAAGGACUAUUGGAGGAGAUACAUCUAUCUCUGGUACAACUACGCCAUGUUCGAGGAAAUGCAGGCACAAGACUACCCGAAAGCACGCAAAGUCUACGACACUAUCAUGAAGAUCUGCGGUAGCAAAAAACUCUCUUUUGCCAAACUGUAUCAUCAGUACGCGGAAUUUGAACUGCGAAGAUUGAAUCUGGAUCAAGCAAGACGAAUUUUCGGCAGAGGCAUGGGCGAGUGCGCGAAGCCGAAAUUGUUCCAGUGGUACGCGGCUCUGGAGAUGCAGCUAGGUAACUUCGACAAGUGCCGAGUCAUCUACGAAAGGUUCUGCGAAACUCACGCCACAGCACCGACUGGCUGGCUAAAAUACGCUGAAUUCGAAGAAGCUUUGGAUGAAAUCGAGAGGGCGCGCUUCAUCUACGAAACCGCUAUUGAAGUGGUCCAGGACAGACCAGAAGUUGUCUGGCGCGCUUACAUCGACCUGGAGGUGAAUAUGGGCGAGCUAGAACGCGCAAGACGGUUGUUAGACAGGUUGUUGGAGAAGAGUUCACAUUUGCGAGUUUGGAGAGUCUAUGCGGAGUUUGAGCUCGAUAAUGCAGGCGAUGCAGGUCGUAUGCGAGACGUAUUGGAACGCGGCUGUAGCGAGUUCAAAGAACGAGGCCAGAAUGAAUCAAGAGCCAUGCUUUUGGAGUUCUGGCUGGCACAAGAACGCAAGCGUGCUACGAAAGAACUCAAGGAGAUGAAAGAAGCUGACAUACAAGCUAGUGCUGAACAACAAGAGCAGGACCAACCAGAUGAGGUAGAAAUUUCUAAAGAUGAGGUGGAAGCAGAUGAAUGGGUUGGAAAACUAAGGGAUAGACAACCAAAGAAGAAGAAGAUGCGUAGUGAGGAUGAUGGGCAAACUUACAUGGACUACAUCUUUCCAGAUGACUCAGCAGGAGAAAAGAAUCUCAAGAUCCUACAAGCAGCACAAGCCUGGAAAGCCAAAAAAGCAGCGAAAGCUGCGGCGGCAGCGGCAGCUGCUUCGUAG
Messenger RNA from Amoebophrya sp. A25, 3197 nucleotides. The record is from the annotation of a GenBank genome assembly. Lineage: Eukaryota; Dinophyceae; Syndiniales; Amoebophryaceae.